Sarcophilus harrisii (Tasmanian devil) is the source of this 2042-nucleotide messenger RNA. RefSeq names its product T cell leukemia translocation altered (gene TCTA). The record is from RefSeq and is a predicted model, not a curated record. Bases 201 to 530 code for a protein of 109 amino acids. The transcript is spliced from 4 exons. Lineage: Eukaryota; Metazoa; Chordata; Mammalia; Dasyuromorphia; Dasyuridae.
UAACCAAUCACGAGCGCCGCGCUGGGAAUCACGGGAGCUACAGGGCUAUAAAAGACCUGGUUACUAUUUUGUGCUCCCGAGUCACCCACAGCAUAGCCUGAGAGUCCAAGCUGGUCCCCUCCAGAAACCUCAGCGCCUGCGCUGUAGCCGCUGAAGGAACCACCCCCGGGGCAAGGUGGGUGAGCGUUAAGUUGAUUAGCAUGGCGGCUGAAUCUGGGUCCGAGUUGGGCUGGCAAGCUCUGCCCACGGCCGUCCUGGGCGCUCUGAGCACUCUGGGCAGCGAAUUCCUGCGCGAGUGGGAAGCGCAGGAUAUGCGUGUGACCCUCUUCAAGUUGCUGCUCCUGUGGCUGGUGCUGAGCCUCCUGGGGAUCCAGCUGGCCUGGGGGGUGUACGGAAGCACCGUGACCGGCCUGUACCACCGCCCGUCCUCGGGUCUAGGAGGCCAGAAUGGCUCCACGCCCGAUGGUUCUUCCUUGUUUCCUCCAUGGGAAACAUCAGAAAACGAAUCAAUCAAAACCCAUCGUGAAUGAAGAAUGAAAGCCUCGAGGGUCUGGCUCUCAUGCUGCCUCUGCACUAGCAGUCUAUCUUUGUUGGAUUCCUAUCUGCCAAGGGCCCCACUGACACCAGUUGGUUUAUUUUGGGGAAGAGACCCGUCUAGGGAAUGGUGUAGGUUUGAGGAAAACAGAGGAAAUAAUACUAGGGUCAAACCCUAGGAAGUUAUCUCAGUUCCCCAUUUGCCUUUUCUAGAGAGACUUUCCCUAAUGAGGAAAGGCCAAGGCUCUGAGCCCCAACCUUAGAGGAAGCAUGGCCUGCCUGACAUCUCCUUGCUAACCUCCCCCUACCACCCCCAUUAUGUUCCCUUGACAGCUGACACUUGGGGCAACCCCUGCCUGGAAGGAAUUCAGGAGGGAGGUGGUGGAAAGGAUCCUCUGUCUUGUUUUCCUCAUGCAGCUUUGCACCCCUUUUGAUAAGGCUGAGAAUCACAGCCUGCACUAUCACAAUGGGGUGCUACAGUUGGAGCUUUGGACAGAAAACAUUUCUGUUGUGGGGGGCUUGUGGCAACUUGUCCAAUGGAAUUCAUUUUUGAAGGGGGGGGGGGAUGUCUGUGACCCCUCAAUUCCUCCCACUUUCCAGGAGGUCUUUUAGUUUACUUACCUGGGACAUGAGUAAUUUCCAGUUUGUCUUGCUGGAAUCUGGGGGGGGGGGGGGUCCUCCAAAGCAUAAUGUGAACCCCAGGCUGAGGCCUGGUCAGCUUAGAUCUGAAUAGUGAUUGAACAGUUUCCCUGACUCAGAUGGGCCUGAGCCUCAAGGGAAUCUUGCAUGCUCCUAAUCCACUUAACCGAAUUGCCUUCUUUUUGGCCUGGGGCUGUACCCAGAGCUCCCCCACUUGGGGCAAUCAACUUCACUAAGGUGUCUGGGAUAUGGGCCUAGAGGAAGGCUUCAACUUGAAUGAUUAUAUUCUCCUUGCUUGACAACAGACCACAUUGGACUCUUAACUUAGCUGGAUUGGAGGCUCAGCAAAUGCAUAAUUUUCUCCAUUAUCUUCUGUCGCAGUUUGGGAAAACCGAGAAGAGAUAAAAGAUGUGAAGGACCACAGCCAGCCUGUGGCUUGAAAGUCACCCAUUUUUUGAGAGACUCUUAAGUUCUUCAUGUACCUAAAAGGUCUUUGAAGGGAAUAGGCCAGAAUAUCCCAUGCUCUUUAAGUGAUACUGGCUUAAUGCAGCCAAAGGAUCUAGGAAGCUGGGCUAGGCCUGCACUAGCUUGCAGAAAGGAUGCUUUUUCUCCAGGGCCUCUGCUCACUAGGCAGUGUUACCUCUUGCUGGCAUUGAUCGAUAGUGUUCUUACCUGCAAGAUGGCAUUUUGGAGCCUCAUCCCAGGGGAAGGAGGCCUAUUGAAAUGUGAUUUCACAUUUGUUAUCAAAAUCUGACAGGCCAACCAGCUGCUACCUCAUCUCGCCCUUUCUCUGGCUUCUGCAUCUUUGCCUUUUCCCUUCUCCACUGAUUUGGUGGUGCAAACUAAUAAAAGCUUGUUUAUGAAACAUC